This is a messenger RNA of Corticium candelabrum, 2068 nucleotides long. Its product is annotated as E3 ubiquitin-protein ligase RNF216-like. Gene Ontology annotation, biological process: proteasome-mediated ubiquitin-dependent protein catabolic process; protein linear polyubiquitination. Gene Ontology annotation, molecular function: ubiquitin binding; ubiquitin-protein transferase activity. The record is from RefSeq and is a predicted model, not a curated record. Gene Ontology annotation, cellular component: LUBAC complex. The coding region runs from base 41 to 1927 and encodes 628 amino acids. NCBI's taxonomy places the organism in Eukaryota, Metazoa, Porifera, Homoscleromorpha, Homosclerophorida, Plakinidae. The transcript is spliced from 17 exons.
GCAUGCGUGGAAACGUGAUCGUGGGCGCGUAAAAAAUAGGAUGGAUGUUGAUUUGCUUGUGCAACAGCUCGGUCUGGUCUUUCCGCAGCACGAGCAGCAAACUCUUCGCAAUUGCGUUCACGAGCGUUUGCUGCUGAUGCCCGACGAGCUCGACGCUGCGGUCGUGUUGGACGCGUGCAUCAACUGGAUGCUCGACCAUCCGGAAGGUCGGGAAGAUGACGUCAUGGAAGAGAAUCAGGUUGACGUACAAGUGAUUGACGCGCGUGCGAGCAGCCAGCUGACCGCUGAGGUCGAAGGCGCCAAAGUUGUUGCAGCAGCUGAAUCGCAUCCGGUCGUCGAUACGCCUGCUCCACAGUUGACAACGAACGAGAUCAUCGACGACGUGCUUUCCUUGUUUCCUGAUGCACAACCGGAAUUUGUGCGGCAACUCGUGAUGACACAGACGUCGGACUGUGCAAACAGUGUGUGCAACUAUUUGUUGGAGCAUCGCGACUAUCCGAAGGUCGAAACGUCUGUGAAGAAGGCGCAGCCAGUUUCAAAGGGCAAUGCUGUCAAUUACUUUGAAAAUUUUUCGGCACCAAUGGCAGCACCGGCACGUGAACAAGCUCUGCAAUUGCUCUAUAACAAGUUUAGAAAUAUUUCAAAGACGGAUAUUUUACAAGUGGCUGCGUUUUAUAAUUUUCAUUAUGCUCCAACGCGGAAGUAUCUGAGUGAGGUUUUAUUAGCAGGAGGAGCGGUUGCGUAUACGGCAGAUUCUGUGCUGAAUAGUCCGCCGGUCAAAGUUUCAGAUAUUUUGUCAGCUCCGGCUUUAUUUGUACGUGUAUCAUCUCCAUCUUCCCAGUCUAGUUCGAUUUCUCCAGUGCCCACUUCCAACACAUUACCAGCAAAACUACAGAUUCAACUAAGAAAGCUUGGGCGACCGAGGAAAGAAAUCCAACUCUCUGCAACAACACUUCAUCCAGAUUUGGAGAAAGAGGUCAAGUUUUAUGAGGACUUUAAAAGAAAGAAAAGGGAGGAAAGGGACACUCAGAUGGCAAGGGAAAAAGCAGAGAAAGAGUCUAGAGAGUUAGGCCAGAUGUUUGAGUGUGGCUGCUGCUUCGGUGAAGUGAUUUUUGAAGAUCUAGUUCAGUGUGCUGAGGGUCACUUGUUUUGUUGUGAAUGUAUGAGAUUAUAUGCAAAGGAAGCUGCUUUUGGACAGGGGAAGGCAUCCCUCGCUUGUAUGAGUGAAGGGUGUGAGAAGAAUUUCUUGUAUGAUCAGUUAAGGAAGGCUUUACCCAGUGAUGUUCUUGAGAAGUACGAGGAGAGAGUGACUGAAGAAAAUCUAUCUCUAGCAGAAAUGCCAGGACUUGUUAGAUGUCCGAACUGUAAUUAUGCGGCAGUGAUGUCUCCAGAUGAUAAAGUGUUUAGAUGUCAGAAUUCAGAGUGUUUAAUGAAAACUUGUAGAUACUGUAAAGAGGAAUGGUCAGAACAUUUUGGUAAACCGUGUAAUGAAGUAGAGAAGCAGAGUGAUCUGAAAUUCAGACUAACAAUUGAAGAGCAAAUGACUGAAGCAAAGAUCAGACGUUGUCCGAAAUGUAAUACACAGUUCUUCAAGGAAGAGGGCUGCAAUAAGAUGACGUGUCGUUGUCAAUGCACUAUGUGCUACAUUUGUAGGCAAUUUAAAAUAGACUAUAAUCACUUUUGUCAACACGUUCGUGAUCCAGGAAAAGGAUGCACAAAAUGUACAAAGUGCUCUCUGUGGACCAACCAGCAGCAAGACGACGACAUGGCAAUUAAGGAAAUAAGAAGGAAAGCAUGCGAAAAGCAUAAAGCAGUAAUGAAGACGGAAUCUAGAGAUUUCAACAUCAAGAUUGGUGUUGAUUUGGAACCACCAGCAAAGAGAGUGAAGAAGUCUAAACGACAAGCAAACAGAAACAAUCCAAAUUAGAGAGUUCAGUGUAGAGAUGAUAAGUUUAGUCUAAACUGGCCUGUUAUAUAUAGAAACUGUUUUUACGUAAAAUUGAAAGUUGAGUUGUGUAAUUUUGAAAUUCUGGUGAGAGCUGUAGUUUAAUUAAACACGUAUAUUGAA